UUUGCCCAACGCGUGAAUGAGUCAAGUCAAGGGAGGUGGCAUAUUUUGAAAGUCCAUCCUUGUCCUCCCCACCCCCACAGCUCAGUAGUCACUGCAAGAUAAAACCCUCCCCUCCUGGUGACCAUCAUCAGUGACUGUCCCCGGUAUAGGUGCAGGCGCGGUCUGGUUGUGGUGGCCUCAUCGGGCCACAGGAGCAGCAGGGAGCCAUGCCCAGGUACACAGUGCACGUGCGCGGAGAAUGGCUGGCCGUGCCCUGCCGGGACGCGCAGCUCACCGUGGGCUGGCUGGGCCGCGAGGCCGUGCGGAGGUACAUGAAGAACAAGCCAGACAACGGUGGCUUCGCCUCGGUGGACGACGUGCAGUUUCUCGUGCGCCGCUGCAAGGGCCUGGGCCUGCUGGACAAUGAGGACCCACUCGAGGUGGCCCUGGAGGACAACGAGUUCGUGGAAGUGGUUAUAGAAGGGGAUGCCAUGUCUCCUGACUUCAUUCCAUCGCAGCCAGAAGGAGUUUACCUAUACAGCAAAUACCGGGAGCCUGACAAGUACAUCGCCUUAGAUGGGGACAGCCUGACCACAGAGGAUCUGGUCAACUUGGGCAAGGGAUGCUACAAAAUAAAGCUCACCCCAACUGCCGAAAAGAAGGUGCAAAAAUCCAGGGAAGUCAUAGACAGAAUCAUAAAAGAAAAAACUGUUGUUUACGGCAUUACUACAGGCUUUGGGAAAUUUGCCCGAACUGUAAUUCCUAUCGAUAAGCUAGAGGAGCUCCAGUUCAAUCUAGUGCGUUCCCAUUCUUCAGGUGUUGGAAAACCACUAAUCCCUGAGAGAUGUCGGAUGCUCUUGGCUUUAAGGGUCAAUGUCUUAGCCAAAGGAUACAGUGGCAUUUCCCUGGAGACCCUCAAACAAGUUAUCGAAAUAUUUAAUGCCUCCUGCCUGUCCUAUGUUCCAGAGAAAGGAACCGUUGGUGCCAGUGGGGACCUUGCCCCGCUCUCUCAUCUUGCCCUUGGGCUCAUUGGAGAGGGGAAGAUGUGGUCUCCAAAGAGUGGCUGGGCUGACGCUAAAUACGUCCUGGAAGCCCAUGGACUGAAACCAAUUGUUUUGAAACCAAAAGAGGGUCUGGCGCUCAUCAAUGGGACGCAGAUGAUCACCUCCCUGGGCUGUGAAGCUGUGGAGAGAGCCAGUGCUAUUGCUCGGCAGGCUGACAUAGUGGCGGCCUUGACCCUUGAGGUGCUGAAAGGCACCACCAAAGCCUUCGAUACUGACAUUCAUGCUGUUCGCCCUCAUCGAGGGCAAAUAGAAGUUUCUUUUCGGUUUCGGUCACUCUUGGACUCGGAUCACCAUCCAUCAGAAAUAGCAGAAAGUCACAGGUUCUGUGAUCGUGUUCAGGAUGCAUACACCUUGCGCUGCUGUCCACAGUCUCACUACGGCCUGCUGAUCCAUGUAGCAGGUUUAAGGUCCCAGAACCCAGAGCUUUCAGUGCUGAAGCUGAAAGCCCCGGGCAAACCAGUUUCUGAGAGCAAGGCUCUGUGCCACCCCUCGUCUGUGGACUCUCUCUCCACCAGCGCGGCCACGGAAGACCACGUCUCCAUGGGGGGAUGGGCAGCAAGGAAAGCCCUCAGGGUCAUUGAGCACGUGGAGCAAGUGCUGGCCAUUGAGCUCCUUGCAGCCUGCCAGGGCAUCGAGUUUCUACGCCCCCUGAGAACAACCACUCCCCUGGAGAAGGUCUAUGACCUGGUGCGCUCUGUUGUAAGGCCCUGGAUAAAAGAUCGCUUCAUGGCCCCAGACAUCGAGGCAGCACACAGGCUGCUGGUGGAGCAAAAGGUUUGGGAAGUAGCUUCACCAUACAUUGAAAAAUACAGACUAGAGCAUAUUCCAGAAUCAAGACCGAUUUCUCCAACGGCCUUCUCACUGGAAUCUCUAAACAAGAAGUCCACCCAAAUCCCAGAGUCUGGGGAUCUUUAGUGGGCUUUGUCAUGGAAUUGCAGUUCAACAGCAAGCAGUGUCGUCCUGAAGGAGAGACCUGAGAACUUUUUUAGGUAGAGCAAUUCAUUACGUAAUUCAGUCCUUCUAAAACCUACUUUGCUUAGGCUGGUGGCAGCAUCACAUUGCUAAAUCUAUCAUUGUGUUACUGUGGACCUGGUUCGAGAUGCAGUAGGUGUAUUCAGGUAAUAUCCUAUAUAAUAUCCUAUGUUUCUUUGAUGAUCUCAACAGGCCGUUCACUCUUAAGGAUGAAUGGGUCUUUUACUUUUUUCUUUUUUUGGCUUUGACAAGCUCUCCACUGAUUCACUUUGGCUGAUUGUACUAUGUCAUGAUAUGACUAAUGUUCCUUAAUAGGCCUUCAUAAACAACCCUUUUUAAAUCAUAAUUUGUCCUUCAGCUGCUCUCUCUUCUAUUAAUUGAGCCGUAGUAAAGAAUGGUCAAUAGGUCAAUAAGAGGUUUUGUGUACAGGAAUUAAGGAAUGAAUAUAAAGAUUGCCUUUGGAGUGGCCCUAAUUGAACUGUGCAUUUCGUAUUUAUCAAAUACCACUACACAUAUCAAAAAAAAAAGGACUCAGAUGCUUAAACUAGAGUUGGAGGUUAGUAUUAUCACUUCUUGCUAUGUGUUAGUGCUCGAUUCACAUUCUUAUAGUAACCCUGGUUUAGGAACCCUCCUCAUUUCACAGACAAGGAAUCUGAUAUUCAGAAGUUAACUAACCCCUCCCUGUAAUGGUAACCAUUAAAAUGAAGCCCCCUUGACAAAGAUCAGAUGGGGCCCUAGGAUGUAGUACCCAAUCUGCCUCCUACCCAAAAGAAGAUAAAGAACUUUAUGCAAAGGCUUAAGUGUAAUUGUGCAGAUGAAGGAUGGGUCAGAUGACCUCAUGACUUCCAAGAUCUGUGACUUUGCACCCAACUGUGCAAACGUGUGCGAGGCACUCCAAGUUCAGGAGUCUGAAACUAUGGCUCUAAAAACUGCUGCUGGCGAAGGAAAGGACAGACACACUUGCCAGCUUGCCCAUGUGAUUACAGCCUAAAACAGGUCCAAUAGUGUAUUUCACAAUAAAGUUUCCACUCUAGAUUGCAACCUGUCCACAAGAAAGAUGGAGACAGAAGCGAAAACUGCUGCCUACAGCAUUUCAGUGAACAAAAAAAUCUGCUGAGGAACCUGUUGGCCAAAAGGUUAUUCUUGACGCUGUUAUUUGCUAAAAUGUGAACACACACGAAUGAAGUUUAUUCAUUCUUACCUACGAGCUGCAGUUGAGCCAGUAAAUCCCACAGUCUGAUGGCUGCUUUUCACUCCAGUUUGGGGAGUGCUGGAUCCCACAGGCCUCUGUGGUCCUCUGGGGUGCUUUGUCACUGAGCUUUUGGAUACAGCUCUCUUAGUAACUGACAUCACAUGCCUUCAAGGGAAUGUCAAGGUAAAUAUGGAGUCUCAAUUGUCUUAGGUUGUCACAGUAUUCUUAGAUUUUUAUACUAAAGUUUAACACCUCCUUAGGGAAAGGCUAUUCUAACUGCAGUUAACCAACUUUCUGAAAGAUUUUAUCAAUGACUCUUCACCCAUGAAAAAGUGUCUUUAGAAAAUGUGAUUGAUUUAGUAUACUUUCUCUCCCUUUCCCGUUGAGUGGCAGCAAGAGAGUUAGAGGCAUUGUGAUUCACCUGACUUCUUAACCUGCCACCUUGGGGCAGCCACAGGGCACGCCCAAAAGCACAGAGCAUUUUCCAGCUUCUGCUGUUCCUGUCGGCCAAAGGAAGUCAAGAUCAACUUGGGAAAAUAGCACUCAAGGACAUGCGCAUAUGAUUUUGGGAGCUGUUACUAGAACCAUCAACUGCAUACGUAAAAUCCCAUGCAUAACCUGAAAAUUUUGAAAGAAGAUACUUUCAUACUACUUUAAACUUGUGUCUUAUUUCUAGAUAUGGUCACUGGAUUACUAUCUUUUUAUUAAACCUUCUAAGUAUUGCA
Molecule: messenger RNA, 3932 nt
Organism: Hipposideros armiger (great roundleaf bat)
Lineage: Eukaryota; Metazoa; Chordata; Mammalia; Chiroptera; Hipposideridae
Gene: HAL
Product: histidine ammonia-lyase
Exons: 18
Coding region: 207-1958 (583 amino acids)
Molecular function (GO): ammonia-lyase activity
Source: RefSeq, a predicted model, not a curated record